AUGGCCCUCGCCCUCACUCCCGUCGAGCGCCUCACGCAUGCGCGCUGCCGCGCCGCGGGCAUUCCCUCCGACAGCCCGGAGUCUGCUGCUCGCCUGCCGCCCUGCGCGACUUGCACUCUCAGUUUCGCGCGGGCUGCCUCCGACUUGGGCGGCCCCGAUGUGGCCGAAGACACUAUCCUCCGGGAGAUUGCGAGCGACUUUUCCUGUUUCGUGAAGCGCGAUGCUUUCCGUGCUACCGCCUCCUGCGAGCAAACCCGCAAGGCUCGUAUCUGCGAUCUGCCCCCUGACCUGGCACCCUUCGGAACCCGGCUCUUUGCGUCCUGGGAGUUAGCCGAGUUUGAUGACUGCGACGCAGAGGAGACGGCCACCCAGAAGCAGGCUCUCAUUACUGCCGCUGCCGACCUUUGGGAGGCGUAUUCCGAAUACCACAUUAAGCACAAUGAUCUUUCGGACAAUCCCACGCCCAAGGCUGUCCUGACUUGGACUACCGGCAAGCUCACCACUGAGGGUUGGCGCGUCCCUGCGCACCUUGCUCGCUUGCACAAGGCGGCCUUGAUGCCCUCCCUCGGCCUCGCUGCUGACGAUGCUCCCGGUACUCCCGACGCCCCUGAUGCCCCCGCCCCGGUUUCUGGCGUUGCCGACAUUAAUACCCUCAUUUUCCGCAACCUCCUCGCUACUCGCCUUGCUGGCAUCGAGAACAAGAUUGGCGAGAUGAAUACUACCAUCACCUCCUCUUCCCAGGAUCAAGCGGCGUUCUUCACGAACAUGGUUGCGUCUGUUCGGGACUUAACCUUAGAUGUUAAGAAAGAGAUGUCUGAGAUGGCCGCUGCCCUCCGUGUCCUGCAGGGCAAAGUAGAGGCGCUUUGCGAGGCUCAGGCGGAGGCUACUGAUACGUCUAUGGCGGAGGCUGCUGAUUCUACCGGUGAGAAGUGA
This is a messenger RNA of Neurospora tetraspora, 933 nucleotides long. RefSeq lists its product as uncharacterized. Bases 1 to 933 code for a protein of 310 amino acids. The transcript has 4 exons. Lineage: Eukaryota; Fungi; Ascomycota; Sordariomycetes; Sordariales; Sordariaceae. The record is from RefSeq and is a predicted model, not a curated record.